UCGCCAAAACAGUGAAAGUACAUAAGAUGAAAUACCUAAAACUACAUUCGAAAACCGCGGCGAUAACUUACAAAAAUUCAUUAUGUUCGCUAUCGACGCUGGUAGUGUCAUUGUUGUCCCUUUUGUCAGUGUUAAUUCCGUUACUGUUAGUGACUCUGCUCAGCCCAUAUUCGGGAGUUGUUGAAAAUCGUGUCCUCUACGAGCAACCACAAUGUCGAUUUCAAUACAAAUAUUUACUUAUCGGCGAAGGAAACGUAGGCGAACUGGUAACGUGCAGCACGUUCAGUUAUUUGAAUGGCGUUUCACAUAAUUUACAGAAAUGCAGUCAAAUUAAAUAUAUCGAAAUGGACACCAACUAUGAUAUGAUUCAAGACAAAGCCAAAAUUCAACUGAAAGUAGACACGGAUGGCGACUUUCAUCUACAUCAUUUCUACAUUUUAUUGUUCUUUGAUGCGAGUCUUAAGAAAAAAUGUCACCUCCAACCACCAGCUGUACUCGUCCAACACGUGGAAAUACCAUCUAGAGCGCGAGCGUCCUCCAUAAUCAUCCUCAAUAGUAAACUCACUCUCAUUCAAAACGACGAAUUCAUUUGCCCAUUUUAUGGCCGUAAAGCCAAAACGCGCUUCCGCAAAGAAAUACUCGCAACGAAUGCAUCAAACCUGGAUUUGUUCGACAUUAAGUUUAUUUACAGCAAAAUUAAAAACAACCCCGGAUACUUCUCGCUGGAAACAAUGGAGGAAUACUACGAAAGGACAUACGAAAGCGGAAUUUCAAUAGAUAUCAACAUUGACAUCCCACAGUUGUCUGUUCGGUAUCAUUUGAGCGUUUGGGAACGACUAGGACAGUUCUGGCUCUACUUUGCAUCAUUUUUCGGGAUUUCGUUUUUAGUCGUAAACAAGUUGAAAGACUUCCUUUUCAGCAGGCAUUACCUCAGGUCGUGGGAGAUUAUUCCAUGGAAGAAAAUGUAUUGACGGAAUAAAAUAGAGUUUCCUUUAAAUUAGGAUUUUCUUUAUUAAAAACCGAUUAAAGCCUUAUAGACGUUAAUAAAGUACAUCAC
This is a messenger RNA of Hermetia illucens (black soldier fly), 1057 nucleotides long. RefSeq lists its product as uncharacterized. Gene Ontology annotation, biological process: regulation of protein localization; cilium assembly. NCBI's taxonomy places the organism in Eukaryota, Metazoa, Arthropoda, Insecta, Diptera, Stratiomyidae. The coding region runs from base 27 to 971 and encodes 314 amino acids. Gene Ontology annotation, cellular component: ciliary membrane; ciliary transition zone. The transcript has 3 exons. The record is from RefSeq and is a predicted model, not a curated record.